Messenger RNA from Coregonus sp. 'balchen', 1257 nucleotides. The record is from the annotation of a GenBank genome assembly. Lineage: Eukaryota; Metazoa; Chordata; Actinopteri; Salmoniformes; Salmonidae.
AUGAGAGAUUUUAAAAUUUUCCUGGCAAUUCUGCUAUACUCAGGGCUUGUCUCUGUACACGAGAGGGGCACCUACUGGAGGAAGGAAUGGCCAUUUAAUUUCCGCUUCCCUGGAGACACUAUGACACGAGACCGUUUUGAAGCAAUCAUGUGGUCACUGCACUUGAGCAAACCAGAAGACGACGAAGCCAACAACACUAAAAAAGGCACUGCAGAAUAUGCUAUACUUUUCAAGAUCAAGCCCCUGUACACUGAACUUACCAAUGCCUGCAAAUCACAUUUCCAGCCAUACCAUCUCCAUAGACGAAAGGAUGGCGGCAUCCAAGGCGACAGCAAUAUAUGAAAGCAAAGCCAACUAAGUGGGGGUAUAAAUUAUUUGUACUGGCUGACUCUCAUACUACUUAUACAUGGAAUGUUUUUGUUUAUGAAGGCAAGUGUGUUCACACCAGGCCAGGGACUAAGCUACACUUCAGUUAUGGACUUGAUGCCAUUCCCUUUACUUGGUGGGGGCUAUACACUUUUUGUAGACAAUUUAUAUUCUAGCCCUGCCCUUUUUGAGGAACUACGUAGAAGAAACACUGGUGCCUGUGGGACAAUUAGAACGAACAGGAUUGGUUUCCCACAAACCAAAAGGAACAACCUGCCAAAAAAAGCAGAAAGGGGAGAUUUGCGGUGGAUACGCAAAGGAAAUGUAUUAUUUGUAAAAUGGAUAGACACACGUGAGGUAACCAUGUGCUCCACUGUACAUUAAGCAUUUAGUGGACAAACUGUCAAAAGGAAAGUAAGUAAAAGAGGGUGGUGUAUGGCAGACUAAAACUGUGCCCGUCCCAGAUGCGGUAGCAGACUACAACCGGAGCAUGGGUGGAGUGGAUUUAGUCGACGCAUUGAUUGGAUACUACAGUGUUCACCACAAGACAAUGAAAUGGUAUAAGACUUUUCUUUUUCAUUUUGUUGAUAUUGCUGUUGUAAAUAGUUUCCUACUUCACAAAGAACUCCAUAAGUACAACCCCACUAAGCUGUACACACAGAAGUUGUUCAGGGAAAAGCUACUCACAGAAAUGGUGAGCUUUGCUAAACAGUCUGAAGCACAACCUCCAUGACCACCACCAACAUCCUGCAUGCCAGAAUACUAUAGUGAUGAUGCCAGCAAAGACAGGAAGAACUGAAGGAGAUGUCUGGAUGUUGGCGUCCCCAAAGUGAAAACACCUGUGUACUGCAGGAAGUGCCAAGUCCCUUUGUGCCUUACAUCAAAGCGUAA